This is a messenger RNA of Asterias rubens (European starfish), 2801 nucleotides long. RefSeq names its product ras-related protein Rab-2A. Bases 59 to 697 code for a protein of 212 amino acids. Gene Ontology annotation, molecular function: GTPase activity; GTP binding. Gene Ontology annotation, cellular component: Golgi apparatus. The record is from RefSeq and is a predicted model, not a curated record. NCBI's taxonomy places the organism in Eukaryota, Metazoa, Echinodermata, Asteroidea, Forcipulatida, Asteriidae. The transcript is spliced from 7 exons.
CAGUGCCAUACUAAAAUCAUUACAUUAUUUUCUACACGGUGUACAAAAACAAGACAAAAUGUCGUACGCUUAUCUCUUCAAAUAUAUUAUUAUAGGAGACACAGGUGUCGGAAAGUCAUGCCUUCUUCUACAGUUCACAGACAAGAGGUUUCAACCUGUACAUGAUCUUACAAUAGGUGUUGAAUUUGGAGCCAGAAUGAUAAACAUUGAUGGAAAACAGAUAAAACUGCAGAUUUGGGACACUGCUGGUCAAGAAUCAUUCCGGUCAAUUACACGGUCCUAUUACAGAGGAGCAGCUGGUGCCCUGCUGGUUUAUGAUAUAACAAGGCGAGACACAUUUAACCACCUGACCACCUGGUUAGAAGACGCCCGUCAGCAUUCCAGUUCUAAUAUGGUGAUCAUGCUCAUCGGAAACAAAAGUGAUCUGGAGGCAAGACGCGAUGUCAAGAAAGAGGAGGGUGAAGCAUUUGCGAGGGAGCACGGUCUGAUCUUCAUGGAGACAUCAGCCAAGACGGCAGCCAACGUUGAAGAAGCCUUCAUCAACACGGCUAAGGAGAUCUACCAGAAGAUUCAGGAAGGCGUCUUCGAUAUCAACAAUGAGGCCAACGGCAUCAAGCUAGGACCCCAGCACUCACCAACAAACCCCACGCUACCAUCACAAGGGGGCGGUCAACAGGCCGGAGGGGGCUGCUGCUAAAAAUAGGUCCUCACAUUUCCAAACAAAAAACCAGGGAGGGUGGCAUUACAAGUAACACGCGUAUUAUAUUCUAUGUUUAGACUUCAUGUGCAACAACCGGUGUAAAACUUAUUAUUAAAAAAAAAAAAGUAAAAAAAAAAAGGUGAAAAUAUGUAGUAUAUUCUGGUUAUGUAUUCCAAACGCCCGAGAGAGGAAAAAGGGAUUGUUUUUUUUGAGUUGUGGACAUCGAUAACCUUCCAUGAAUGUUUUUUGCAUCCCACAUGGAACUAUGUUUCUAGUUUUGAAGUUCUUACCAAAAUAAACGCACUACUUGUGAUGUGAUUGUAGAUGAGCGUGCUUGUACAAAGCUCAGCCGAUCUCAUUGCUUUUGAAACUACUUGUGAGAUGUGCAGUGUAAUGUAUGUAAAGAGUCUUUUCCUGAGCCUUUAGGUGGUGUUUUAGACAACAAAUCCAAUUAUUACAAAUGCAUCGGGCAAUCUAAUUGGAAAACAUAAUGCAUGGUUUGUAAUUCCCAAUUUAAAAAUUGGAUAACUGCAGAUAGUGUGGUGAACCGUACAUAGUUUGGUCAACUGUACAAAAUGUGGUUAUCCCUACAGAGUGUGGUCAACCGUGCAUAGUGCGGUAAACCAUACAGAGUGUGGGUAACUAGCUUUUAUGUUAACUACAUUGUUUGUACUUACACAUUAAUUAACUUCUACAGAGAACCAUGGAUCCAAACCUGGUUUACAGAGCUUAGCUAACUAGUUAACUAGUUAACCAUACUUCGAUUGAGUCAUACUUUGAAUAACUGGUUAACUUGUUCAAAGUUUUGUAUGGUAAACUUGUGUUCUCCGACUUUCAAAAAGGCUUCAUUUAUGCGGAUGUAUAAUGAAAAAUAAAUCAAAAACUUGUUUUAAAAGAAAGUUUAUUUUAAGAAAUUAAAGUGCACAAAGUGCUACUGGAUGGUCAAAUGUAUGUGACCCCAAAACCACGUGAGGUUCAACCAGUGAAAUGUUUUCAUUUUCCUACUUGAGGUUUUCAAUAACUGAGUGGAUAUGACAGAAGUCCCUUGCACAUUGUGAACCAUGGGUAAGUUUUCGUGGUCGUAACCAAAAACUGUUGAACUUGCGGUUGGUUGAUCACUGGCCAUUGAGCGAAACAGUUUAUUGGUAUCGAUCGAUCGGCAAAAUGGACUCCAGUACAAUUGCGGUUGGUUGAUCACUGGCCAUUGACUGAAACAGUUUAUUGGUAUCGAUCGAUCGGCAAAAUUGACUCCAGUACAAUUGUGACAUCAAAAGAGAACUUCUUCUGAAAUUUUUAUCGACCCGUUCUGACAAAAUUGUCUUUCGGUGUAAGUUGUAUCCAUAUUAAAAAAUGUACAUGUACCAUACAAUGUAUUGCUUUCUUCCUUUUGAGAUUUGAAAAAAAGAGAACGGUUUUAAAUACCAUUGAAGAAGUCUUCUUUGUUAGUACGGAGUAGUUCUAUUCAGAACCAUCAAGCAUAGAAAACUGUAACAAUAGAUCAUUUUUGUCUUAAUUUGUAAGUUAACACUUCAUGUUAAGAAUUCAAAUUAAAAACAUUCAUAUAUUAAUCAAGCUAAACUAAAGGUUUUUUAAAAAAACUUUCUUUGACUGUAAUUACCUACAGCUCUAGAAGUAUGCCUUAUCAUAUUUUAUAUAUAAGGCUAAAUAUUAUAAAUACUAUGUAGGAAAUCAAAUGAAGAUUGCUUCUUCAACAUGGCUUGUUAAUCGCUCUAUCGUUUCCUUUUUCCCAUAUGAAAUGUCUUUCCUUCCACCAUUUCACUGCGUACAUGUUUUCUCCUUCAGUGGAGACUUUUUUUGCAAGUUAUUUUACAAAAAGAUCACUUAGACAAUGAUUAAAACAGAAAUUGUGUUACUUUUUGAUAAACUUUCAUGAAAGAGUAAUUCAUAAAAUUACUGCAUGGGAUAAAAUCCAUUGAAAACAAAUAGUUAUUAAACAUGAAAUUCUGGGUAAAGAAUACACCAUAAUGGAAUGAAAAGCACAUUGAGGUUGAUGUUGUAGAUCCUUUAUGUCACGAUUUAAGACGAAAAAAAAUGUAUAUAUAUUAACAUGAUUAAUAUGCUUUGUGCACAGUGAAUGUAA